AUGUGGUCUGAGGGCAGGACGGCGAAUCUCUGGUCUCAGGGCAGAAGUGUCGAGGCAGGACGGGAAUCUUCCUGUCUCAGGGCAGAAGUGUCCGAGGCAGGACGGAUCUCUCCUGGUCUCAGGGCAGAUGUGGUCCGAGGGCAGGACGGCGAAUCUCUCCUGGUCUCAGGGCAGAAGUGGUCAGUGAUGAUGGACCGUGACUUGAGAGUGCUUGAUGCUAUUAAAAGCAUUUUCCCAAAUGCAAAGCUUCUCCUUUGUUGGUUCCAUGUGCUUCAGGCUGUUAACCGGUGGCUUGUGAAGACAGAUGGAGGUCACCUGACACCUGAACAAAGAAAUGUGGUCAUUCAUGCCAUGGCAUCAAUGAAAGCAUGUCUGACGGAGGAAGAGUUUCUCAAUGUAUCUGCCAAGAAGUGCAGUGAGAUCGACACCUUUUUGGGUAGUCCCCAUGUAACAACUUAUCUGAAGACAAAUUGGUUUACCUAUGCGGAGCUGUGGGUAAACUUUGGCAGAACGUUCUAUCACUGCAGCAGUGAGACAAACAACAAGGCUGAAAGAUUCUUCCUUACGUUGAAAUACCAGUUCCUGCGAGGCCAGGCAAACCGAAGAGUCGACCAACUUCUGCUUUUGCUAUGUGGAGAUGUAGAAAAGUAUUACAGCUACAUGGAUGGACUCAGCGAAGCAGGACGACUGACAUUAUCCAGCUCUACUGCUCACCAGGCUGCUGCGCUGCUGUUUAAAAAUGGUGUUGGCAAAGAUUUGGACAUAGAAGCGGGGCAGUGCUUUGUGCCGUCACAGUCGACCAACACAGCCUACAAAGUUAACUUGUUACACUUCACGUGUGAAUGCACCAAUUUCCGGAUGGGAAACAUAUGCAAACAUCUUCUCUUGGUGAAGAUGGAGGUAGGCAGGAGAGGUAUUGACAUUGAAAAAAUGCGGAAUAAAAAAGCGCUAGAAAUCAUCGGCCUCCGUCUCUACCAGCAGACUGAAGAUGAAAUAACCAUCUUCAAUAGUGAUGGGACUAUGAGUAUUGUGAAUAGGAAAACUCCGACUUUGUGCACAUGCAUUGCUAAUAGUUUUGGAGAAAGAUGUGUUUGCAUACAUGUCACGCAUGUCCUCAAGCCUCAAGACAUUCUCACAGACCCCAAAGAAAAUGCACCAGUGUCUGAAGCCUCCCAUGGGAAUCCUCCCAUACAGUCCAUGUUAUCAGACCUACUAGAGUGGAGCAAGUCCGAAGCAUUUGAACAUACCCCUGAACUGUACAAUACCAUCCAAAGAGCACACAAGCUGGCUUUUGGAAAAUUCACUGCUGUGUCCAGAAAAAGGAAAAUUACCCCUUUACAUGGUUACCGUAAAAAAAUUAAAAAAGCUAGACUGCAGAGAGCAGUAGUUGAGAACUUUAAAAACAAAAGAAGAGCAAGAAGAACUUAAUUCUGUUAUUCUGGAGGUCUCAUUGUUUGCAUGUGAAAGCGCCCGUCUUGAUUGGUUGAUGAAUUUUCUUGGUAGUUGAUCAGGUAAAUAAAAUACUGAUAAUUAAAUCAAAGUUUUAUGAAGUUUUGGGAAAUGUAUAGACUUCUUACAUUUAAUGGCAGAAGCAAUAGUAGUGUUUUACCAAUAUGAAAUGUAAAUUAUACCAGCAGAGUGGUGAAGUACACAGGUCCCGUAAUUCAGUAAAAGUAUUGAUCCCCAAGA
This is a messenger RNA of Carassius auratus (goldfish), 1689 nucleotides long. RefSeq lists its product as uncharacterized. The coding region runs from base 1 to 1428 and encodes 475 amino acids. Gene Ontology annotation, molecular function: zinc ion binding. The record is from RefSeq and is a predicted model, not a curated record. NCBI's taxonomy places the organism in Eukaryota, Metazoa, Chordata, Actinopteri, Cypriniformes, Cyprinidae. The transcript has 6 exons.